CCCCUCCUCCUCUCUCCCAAAAUCUCUCCCGUCUCUGUUAAACAGGAUGCUGCUACUUCGUUUGCGGUGCCAACAGCUGAGGUCUGCUUCCUGAGUUUCCCUCCAGCCUAAGAGAGUUACAGGAACAGAAAGGAAGUGUGUGUUUGUGCGAAGGCAAGGGACAGUGUGUAAUGUUCAUUUGUGAGAGAGAGCAAAAGAAAAGAAAAGAGAGAGACUCUGGAAUGCUGUGAUGUCAGCAGCUAAGUCACACACAAAGGCAAGAAGCGCUCACUCUCCCUCUUACUAAAGACUGCCGUGGAGCGUCCGCACCCAGCUCGUGUCCAGUUGAUGGCUGCUGAUCAGUGAUGAGAGCGUGUGUGUGGUAAACGGACCGAGCCGGGCUUCAUCAUCUUUACCACAGUCAUCCUCAUUCUGAAGGACGGUUGCUGAAUCCUCAGGAUCUAUUCAGGCGCACCACACACACGGCCAUGCUGCAGCAGAUCUUGAAUGACAUGUACAUCGACCCGGAUGUGCUGGAUGCACUGAAUGACGACCAGAAGAAGACGCUCUUCCUGAAGAUGCGUGAAGAACAGGUGCGCCGCUGGAAAGAGCGUGAGGAGAAGCUGGAGAGAGAACCACUCAAACCCAAACCAAAGACAGCUAAUAGCAAGAGUGUCAGUUGGCUGCUGGGACGAGAUGGAGACGUACAGGUCAUUGUCAUCGGAGAGAUGGAUGAACUCAAAUCCUCCAAGAUCAUCUAUUCAGGGUUUGGAGAGAGAAAAACAGCCAGCGUCCUCAACAAUUCACACAACCAGCCCGGCACUUUGAAGAGCAACUUGACAAACCGAACAUCAGCAGAACCUGUACGAUCAGGACGAGAAAACCUUCCUCCUAAAGCACAUUCAGGAGUUCAGCUUAACUUUAAGGACAACAGUGACAAAGAGUUAAGGACUCUGCCGCCUCCACAGAUGCCAGUAAAUGAAGAAAAGCCAUCAGCACCUUUAGAUAAUGUAUCCCAUCAGCCUCAGGAGUCCAGAGAGGAGGCUGAGUCAGGACACUCGGAGGAUGACUCAGCACUUUCGUCCUCAAUUUGCUAUCGGGCUCACACGAGAUCUUGCCUCCUGACACCCUCGGCUCUCAGCAGACCUGCCUAUACAGAUACGGAGGACAAGACGACCAAUCAGCAACCUGACACCUCCAGACUCCAUCCCCAAGACACCCCCAAACCACAGAUCAACAGAGGUGAUUUCCGAGUGGUUGCCGCCUCUAAACGGGCCUUAUCUGUGGACGUGGGACCCGAGGUAGCUCAGGAGAACUGUUUGGGACGAGGACGGGUUGCUCAGCUCAUGAAAACUUUCAGUGUGUCCAGUGAGUCUCCGCCCUCCCAAAUGCCACCCCGUGCCAACAAACCUCCAAUCCCGGAAAAGCCUAACCACUUGAGACUCCGCCCCUCACCCUCACUCAGGUAAUCAACAAGGGACCAACCCCUGCGCUGCAAUCAGGACACCUAGCCAGGGGUCUUUGUCAUUGGCUACAUUGAAGGGUGUGGGUGCUUAGCCUCUCUCAGGAAUUUGAAUAUUUUAGUUGCCAAAUUAAUGCAAGGUCAUGCUUUUUUUUUUUUUUCAAUAUUGAUGUUUUUGUUUAUUUUUAUUUUUUACGUGGCAUGAGUGAUUUGUAUGAAUUUUCAGCAGGAAUGAAACACCACAAGCAUUCAGCAAUAAUGUUGACCUGGCUGUAUUACUAAACAUAUUUACAAGUGCCUUUCUGUUUAAAUGGGUCACAUGAAAUCUUGAUUAACAGUAGAAGAUUGAAUCAACUCCAAAAAAAAAAAAAAAUCAUGCUAAACCAAAGUUAGUCAUUCCUUCUGUUAUAUACUUAACAUUUUGUAUGAAGGCUGUCAUGUUUUAGUGAGGAAAAAGUCAGAUGUCUGUAUAAGUGGUCAAAUGAUAUCAGUUUUUUGUUGGUUUUCUUGGCCAAAGCAAUAUCAGAGGGUGGGGUGGCUAAUAUGAUGCCCAUAUUUACUGUAAAUUACAAUUUAAUUAUAGCAAUGAAGACGCACAGAGUUUCUGAAUUAAAACGAAUAUACAUUUUACACAAUAUUUACUCAAUUCACUAAAAAUACUAGAAAAUUCACUGACAAAGUUACAUUUUGGAACUGAUACUAUGCAAAACAGUGCCAAAUAUUGGCUAAUAAAUCAGCCUGGCUGAUAUAUUGGUCUAUCAAUACUCUUGUUUUUUAUGUUUUAGUUGUUGUUGUUGUUGUUUUUGUUUUAUCCUAGUCAGACCUUUAUUUGGAGGUUGAUGGUCUUAUAAUUACAUUUUCCGUCUUUGGUAAUCAGGUCAGUAGGUCAUGUAAAUUGUUUUCUCACAGUCACAUUUGCUUGCACUUAAUUCUGUUUUUUUUUUUUUACAUGUGAUCUGGAAGAGUUUAUAUAAUUACUCUGCGUAAGGCUUGAAUGUCCUGUCCACACAUUCAGGAUAAGUGUGGGAUAUUGCCUCUGUAAUAAAAUGAUCAAACCCUC
This is a messenger RNA of Megalobrama amblycephala (Wuchang bream), 2501 nucleotides long. RefSeq lists its product as uncharacterized. The record is from RefSeq and is a predicted model, not a curated record. Lineage: Eukaryota; Metazoa; Chordata; Actinopteri; Cypriniformes; Xenocyprididae. Gene Ontology annotation, cellular component: cytoplasm. The transcript is spliced from 8 exons. Bases 468 to 1448 code for a protein of 326 amino acids.